Messenger RNA from Bufo bufo (common toad), 885 nucleotides. RefSeq names its product probable G-protein coupled receptor 141. The coding region runs from base 1 to 885 and encodes 294 amino acids. Gene Ontology annotation, cellular component: membrane. The record is from RefSeq and is a predicted model, not a curated record. Gene Ontology annotation, molecular function: G protein-coupled receptor activity; oxysterol binding. Gene Ontology annotation, biological process: G protein-coupled receptor signaling pathway. The transcript has a single exon. NCBI's taxonomy places the organism in Eukaryota, Metazoa, Chordata, Amphibia, Anura, Bufonidae.
AUGGAAGAAGAAAGCAACCAAACAUCUUGCUUUAUAGACCCCAAUGUUGCACAUCCCAUUCUGAUUACAAUUUACGUUGUGAUUUUCAUUGGAGGAUUAACUGGAAUAAGUCUUAUGAUUUUCUUGAUAAUAGGCGCAAACAAACUGUCUGUGACAACCACAUCAGUCAUCAAUCUCUUGCUUGUCCAUGGUAUUUUUCUUAUUUCUAUUCCUUUUCGCAUUGCAUACUAUGUUCAGAAGAAAUGGAGCUAUGGACUUUUUUUCUGCAGAAUAGUUAGUGCCAUGACACACAUCCAUAUUUAUAUUUCUUUUAUAUUUUACGUCAUCAUGCUGUCCAUGAGGUACAUCAGCUUCUUUAAGAAAAAGGACAAGAUUGAGUUCUACAGGAUGCUCCAUUCAUUAGGAGUCAGCGGGGCUACGUGGAUUGUUACAUCCAUUAUAAUCCUACCUUUGGUUUUCACACAAUAUGGUAAAUCUGCUAACUUCAAUGAAACAGAGUGUUUCCAAUUUCAAGAUGCCUUUGAGAGCCAGGCUGUGGUUAUAGUGAACUAUAUCUCCUCAGCCAUCAUAUUCACAGUGGUUUCUUGUCUUCUGGCUGUGCAGAUAUUUAUAAUAGUUGAGGUCAUAAAACAAGUCCAGAGACCUAUCCUUGCCUAUCAGGAAACCUGGGUGCAACUUAAAAGUCUCUUCUUUAUUUUAGUGAUGAUAAUGUGUUUCUUUCCUUUCCAUAUGUUAAAGAUCUACUAUGUGAACCACACAAAGGAAUGCUUCUAUGCCAAUGAAAUUUGUUUGAGCAUAACUGCACUCAGUUGUUUAGAUUUCCUUUUCUUUGCGGUAAAAACUUACUACCGAAAAGUAUUUCAGUUCAUAUCAUUUGAUACAUGA